This is a messenger RNA of Ornithodoros turicata, 1816 nucleotides long. RefSeq names its product phytanoyl-CoA dioxygenase, peroxisomal-like. NCBI's taxonomy places the organism in Eukaryota, Metazoa, Arthropoda, Arachnida, Ixodida, Argasidae. The record is from RefSeq and is a predicted model, not a curated record. The transcript is spliced from 10 exons. The coding region runs from base 248 to 1357 and encodes 369 amino acids. Gene Ontology annotation, molecular function: phytanoyl-CoA dioxygenase activity. Gene Ontology annotation, biological process: fatty acid alpha-oxidation.
GAAAGUUUGCUCUCUGUCGUCUGCGUACCGGAGGGGUGGUGGGGUCAACUUCAAGUGGAUUUUUUCCUGUUCUGAUUGCGUCGUGGUCCUCGCGGCAUGUAAAAAACUUUCCGGAUUCCCUGUCCUAGUUCGCAUACCGAUAUUGAGAGCGCCGCUUAGUGCAAGGUAAGGGAUCGUCAUGCAUUGACGAGUUUCAUGCGUGAGUCCGAGCAGUUUAACAAGUUGGUGUUGGGGGUGAACUUUGGAGAUGCUGUUUGCAAGAUCCUCUUUCGGUACUGCUGUGCUUUUAUUAACGGCUAGAAAUAUCGCACGUCACAAGAGAACCAUGGCUGAAGAACGACUGAAGACUGUCAUGGGACAUCUCCAAGGGGGAUCCAUGACCAAUUUGAUGAAAGUAUGGGAGGAAAAAACUUUGUUUGACGAUGUCAACAAACGUCUGUCGAGCAACAGCAGUAAUUCUGAAACGUAUUACCGCUACACGUUGGAUGACCCGCACCUGUCGAAAGAGCAGCGAGAUUUCUACGAAGACAAUGGUUUCCUAGUCAUACGUCGUCUAGUUAAUCAAGCAGACCUGGACAAGUACAAGCACAGGUUCCAGGAGGUAGCUGAAGGACGUGUCAAAAUCCCGGGUCUCGUGGUGAUGAAAGACAUUGCUUUCGCGAAGGAGAAUUCGGACGAAAAGGUGGUGAACAAGCUGCAGGAACUCUACUUGGACGAUGUGCUAUUCAGCUACUGCACCCUGCCACAAAUCCUCGAUUAUUCUGCCUGUUUCUGUGGGCCGAACAUGAUGGCUGUGCACACCAUGCUCAUCAACAAACCUCCAGACGUCGGUACCUUGACUUCACGGCAUCCACUACACCAGGACCUCUACUACUUCCCGUUCCGCCCAGCGCAGCGUAUAGUCUGUGCCUGGACGGCCUUAGAAAAGGUUACACGUGAGAACGGGUGCCUCGUUGCAAUACCAGGAUCUCACAAGGGCACACUUUUAGAACAUGAUUAUCCAGAAUGGGAGGGUGGUGUGAACAAGAUGUACCACGGCGUAAAAAACUUGUCGGAAAAAGAGAUGCAGAAUCGUGUCUAUCUGGAAAUGGAAGCCGGAGACACAGUUUUCUUCCACCCAAUUCUCAUUCACGGGUCGGGGGCCAAUCGCACGAAAGGGUUCCGUAAGGCCAUCUCGUGUCACUACGCGGCCUCAGAGUGCGAGUACAUAGACAUAGCAGGAACUCCGCAGGAAGUAAUCGCCAAGGAAGUUCUCGAAAUAAGCCGCAGGCGCUUUCCGGGACUCAAGUUGCAGAGCUAUGCGGACGUGUGGAAACUACGCGCACGCCUGGUACGUGGGCUCGAGGUAAACAUCUGAUGACGUUGUUAAUGUUAGAGAUCUACGUCGUCCUCACCUGCAUAUAUGGUCCUGCAAAAUAACGAGCAGGCGUUCUGACUACCACGAUGACUACUAAGGACACAUCGCUUGCCUGCCCAGAGGAAUGACGUGAGCUGGGCGCGCUCGUAGUAAUGGCCCGACUUUCCGUACGCAUAGUACCCCGUCAGUUAUCCAUCGAGCACUCUACGUCAGCCUGGUGCUCAAGUGUGAUACGUGUGUGAAGUCACGUGAAGCGUGAGAAAGGCACGUGAAAUCGUAAGCCGGUGGUGGUUUAAUCCGUAAAGGAGGACUGUGCCUUACACAAGGUUUUCUAUACCCAGUAUUGUUACCGCAGUUUGGAUUUUGCACUCUUUACAUCAUGUUGAUGUACUCGUAUUUUACUUCUAGCCUCGUUGUGUCCUCGCCAAGGUGUUUUUACAAUAAAUACCCACUCAUGUU